Messenger RNA from Sciurus carolinensis (gray squirrel), 477 nucleotides. RefSeq names its product regenerating family member 4 (gene Reg4). Gene Ontology annotation, molecular function: signaling receptor activity; mannan binding. The transcript is spliced from 5 exons. Bases 1 to 477 code for a protein of 158 amino acids. The record is from RefSeq and is a predicted model, not a curated record. NCBI's taxonomy places the organism in Eukaryota, Metazoa, Chordata, Mammalia, Rodentia, Sciuridae.
AUGGCAUCCAAAAGCAUGCGACUGCUCCUACUGCUGAGCUGUGUGGUCAACCCUGAAGUCCUAGGUGAUAUCAUCCUGAGACCCAGCUGUGCUACUGGAUGGUUUUACUACAGAUCCAAUUGCUACGGAUACUUCCGGAAGCUGAGGAACUGGUCUGAUGCUGAGCUUGAGUGUCAGUCAUAUGGAAACGGAGCCCACUUGGCAUCUAUCCUGACUCUAAAGGAAGCCAACGUCAUAGCAGAGUACAUAAGUGGCUAUCAAAGAAACCAGCCCAUAUGGAUUGGCCUGCAUGACCCACAGAAGAGGCAGCAGUGGCAGUGGAUUGAUGGGGCCUCGUACCUGUACAGAUCCUGGAGUGGCAGGUCCUCGGGUGGGAAUAGGCACUGCACAGAGAUAGGCUACAAUGACAACUUUUUAACUUGGAACAAAAAUGAAUGCAGCAAGCGCCAACACUUCUUGUGCAAAUACCGACCAUAG